Messenger RNA from Zingiber officinale, 785 nucleotides. Its product is annotated as AP-1 complex subunit sigma-2-like. Gene Ontology annotation, molecular function: clathrin-cargo adaptor activity. The transcript has 7 exons. NCBI's taxonomy places the organism in Eukaryota, Viridiplantae, Streptophyta, Magnoliopsida, Zingiberales, Zingiberaceae. The record is from RefSeq and is a predicted model, not a curated record. Gene Ontology annotation, cellular component: AP-1 adaptor complex; intracellular membrane-bounded organelle. Gene Ontology annotation, biological process: protein transport; vesicle-mediated transport. The coding region runs from base 151 to 633 and encodes 160 amino acids.
GCCGGGUCGGUCCGAAGGCGGGCGGCCUGAUAUACAACUCUAACUGCUGCUUGUACACUUUUUCGGCGGUGUCGGGAUCUCACCAUCCGAGUUCCAAUCUCGUGGCGAGGCGAGAGAAAACGAAGCUCGGGGCAGCGAUCCAGAUCAAUAAUGAUCCAUUUUGUAAUUCUAAUUAGUCGACAAGGGAAGGUGAGAUUGACAAAAUGGUAUUCUCCAUACCAACAGAAAGAACGAGCCACGGCUAUCCGGGAGCUUAGCAGCCUUAUUCUUACACGAGGACCAAAACUUUGCAAUUUUGUUGAGUGGAAGGGAUACAAAGCUGUGUAUCGAAGGUAUGCUAGCCUAUACUUCUGUAUGUGUGUCGAUCAAGAUGACAACGAACUUGAAAUCCUUGAGAUAAUUCAUCAUUUUGUCGAGAUAUUAGAUCGUUACUUCGGCAGUGUGUGUGAACUUGAUUUGAUCUUUAAUUUCCACAAGGCAUAUUACAUUUUGGAUGAGAUUUUGAUUGCCGGUGAGCUUCAAGAAUCAAGCAAGAAAAUUGUUGCUCGACUUAUAGCUGCUCAGGACACAAUGGUGGAAACAGCAAAGGCGGAAGCUGGUUCAGUCAGCAAUAUGAUUGCACAGACAAUGUGAUCAAGGUGCCCAGUGGGGAAGUGGUGAUAUCUUUCUACUCAGACCUUUGUUAAUGUUUCAUUCCAUUUAUGACGUCAUUCAUAGCAUUAUUCCUUUGAUAAUGACUUGUUGCUUCUAUGCUUUCAUUUUAUGCAAAUAUUCUUGUUCCUUUU